AUGUCGAAUGUUCAACUUAUCCACGUCCCCCAUCUGGGCGGCAUCGACGCCGCCUACCGCCUCUCCCAGCCCUUUGACGCCUCCAAGCCCACCCUCGUCCUGAUAAACAGCUUCACCACGUCCUCCGAGCUCUACGCCGCGCAAUUCUCCAGUCCCGCAUUGACGUCCAAGCUGAACCUCCUCGCCAUCGAGCUCCUCGGCCAUGGCCAAACCCGAGCCGCCUGUGAGCACUGGACGUACUGGGACACCGCAAUCAUGAACCUCCAGGUCAUGGAUGCGCUACAUAUCCAAAAGGCCUUUGUUCUGGGCACUAGCCAAGGCGGCUGGGUUACCGUGAGGAUGGCCCUCCUUGCUCCGGAACGGAUCCAAGGAAUCAUCCCGCUAGGCACCUCCAUGGAUUCAGAGUCUCCACGCACCCGCGCUCUGGGAUGCUGGGACCCGCUUCAAUCCUGCUCCGACCUGAUCGACUCCUGGUCCAGUAACACCCCGACCCCGGAUUUCUCUCCCGACCAAUCUUUCUGCGAUUUCCUCGUCAACUCAGGCUUCGGCGCCAAUUGCCCCGCCGACGUUCGUGCCUUUUGGAGCAGAACACUCCAGUCCAACUAUCGGGGCGACGACGGACGCAAGCGAAUCAGAAUGGCCGCAAUCAACCUUCGCGAUCGAGAUACCUUGCACAGCCGACUACCGGAUGUUCGCUGCCCGGUGCUCUGGAUGCACGGGACAAGCGAUGUGGUGUAUUCGGUCGCCAAUGCAAACGAAGAGAUCAAAUUGUUUGUCAAUUCGCCCGAGGCUACAGUCGAUGUUGUCGAAGGCGGGCAGCACUUUUUGAGUUUUUCAAACCCGGAAGAGGUGGAGCGGAAGGACAUGGGACGAGCGUUCGCUGCGUCACCCGAGCCGCAUCAGACGUAA
This is a messenger RNA of Uncinocarpus reesii 1704, 909 nucleotides long. RefSeq lists its product as uncharacterized. The transcript has 3 exons. Gene Ontology annotation, molecular function: catalytic activity. NCBI's taxonomy places the organism in Eukaryota, Fungi, Ascomycota, Eurotiomycetes, Onygenales, Onygenaceae. The record is from RefSeq and is a predicted model, not a curated record. The coding region runs from base 1 to 909 and encodes 302 amino acids.